Messenger RNA from Penicillium digitatum Pd1, 711 nucleotides. RefSeq names its product putative N-acetyltransferase. The record is from RefSeq and is a predicted model, not a curated record. Lineage: Eukaryota; Fungi; Ascomycota; Eurotiomycetes; Eurotiales; Aspergillaceae. Gene Ontology annotation, molecular function: acyltransferase activity, transferring groups other than amino-acyl groups.
AUGGCUGUUGAGGUCAUUCCUCUUACCGAGGCAGAUAUUCCUGGUGCUAUUGAAGUAAUUCAGCGGGCAUUUGCAGACGAUCCCUAUUUUAAGUGGGUCUUCGAUUCAUCCAAGUUCAAUAAGCAGAGAAAUUUUGAUUCCCUCGCAGCACGUUGCCAUUGGGGAAUUAAGAAUGCACUAUUCCACGUCGCAAAGGAAACCCAAGAUGCCCACUCCAAGUCCCACAGCGCCCCACUAACCCCCAUCCCAAUUCUCGGCGUUUCCUGCUGGCUAGCGCCCCACCCACCCACGCAACCAGAGAGCUGGUACUCCUGGUUUCAAUCAUGGACUCUAUCCUUCAGCCAGGUGCUCAACAAUAUCUGGUACUUUGGCCGUGGCGGACUGCGCACAAAUAGGUACUGGAUUUGGAAACAGCGACAGGCCGAGGCCCAGGCUGCUAUCUGGGAUGAUCCGCGCGGGUACUAUUUCUGUAAUAUUGUUGCUGUUAGCCCCGAGAUGCAGGGAAAGGGUGUUGGGAGGUUGUUGUUUGAGGCUGUUCUGAGAAGGGCGGAUGAUGAAGGGGUCAAGUGUUAUCUUGAGAGCUCAAAGAGUGUACCUAAUGUGGCGAUCUAUGAGCGCAUGGGCUUUCACAUGAGUAAGGAGAUGGAGUGUCGGGAUGGGGUGGAUGCUUGCAUGUUGUACUGCAUGGUCCGGGACCCAAGAAAGGCAUGA